GACCAAACUCGGUACGAGAGAAGAACUUUGGUGCAGAAACUAGAGGUAAAACAGCUGGACCCAGAUGAGCCAGAACUCACAACCUGACAACGGACCGGCGUGAAAGGGAAGCCGCGCACAACGCUUCUGUAGAGACUUCUAGGUCUAGCUAGUUAGCUACAUGCUAACGGCGUAUAUUCCUGACGUCACUGUGUAAAAGUUAACAUCGCUACCCAGCUGAGACGCACACAGACCUGCGUUCUGGACACACAACCAGGACGUGGAUGAAAACACAUUUCAUCCAAAAUAAUUGAUUGUGUGAAGUUUUGUGGUGCUUUUGAGUUGGUCUUUCGUCAACAAACUAGUUUCAUAAGUGCAUCUCAAUAUACAUGUACAUCUUCUAAUAGAUUUCAUAUUUAUAUUGUAAUAUACGUAUCCUUUAAUGUAUUUAUUAUAUGAUAUUUAUAUUUUAUAAUUAUAAUAGUUACCAUAUGUAGAAGUUUUCUGAAACUGAUUGGCUGGCCCUAGAAAAUCCACCAACUGGCUAUAAUGACGUUCAUGUUCAGAUGACCUUACGUCAAACAGCUGUCCCUCAGGGACGAUCUAACCCCACGAGACUGACCACAUUUGUUCACAUCAUGGCCCCCACCUCUACACACACACACACAUACACAAACCCCGCCCCUACUCCUCCCCGCGUGCAGGUUUGGUGUGUGCGCGCGUAAAAGCCGUGCGUAUUGUCCGAAUUGGAUAACUCGGACCAGCCUCUUCACCUGCAGCCAGCGGAGCAGCUUCUCCAUCAAGGUGAGACACAAGGACAGAUACAGGAAAACGUUCCUGCCAAAUGCAAUAAGAUGUGCAACAAUCCUCAUUUAACUGAUUAACCACUACGCUACUGUGUUAUUUCAAUAUAAAUAACAUUGCGCUACCGUCUUCAUUUCAUUUUAUAAUUUAGUUUGAUACUUAUUUCAUCUCACUGUACAUACUUCUAUUUCACUUUAAUUUAAAUAAUAGGUUCUGCUCUUCUAUUUUAUUGUUUUUCAUUGUACUGUUGUAGAUAUUAUGCAUUUUCAUUUUAAUGACUGUAUUGCUACUAUUACACACAUUUGGGGAGUAAUAAAGAAUAUCCAUCAAUGUAAGUUGGGGAGGUUUCGCGCCGUUCAUAGGAGGACGUUUUCUGAGGGGGUGGGGGACAACAAGCAACGACUUCCGGGCAGCUAAACUUGUAAUGGAGGGCUAUAAAUGCGAGCCGGACGUUUUCUCCAACAAACAAAGCUGCAAAGGAAGCAAGAUCCAAACAUGAGGACCGCUACGGGACUACUUGUGUCCUUGUUGACCUUCCUGAUGGGAAGAGCCGGCGGGAUCGAGCUGUGUCGAGUGCGCUGCUCCGGGACCCGGUGCUUCAGUGUCCUCCAUCACGCCACAGGUUUCGCAGCUGCGCGGGACCGAUGUGGAGACCUGGGAGGACAUUUGAUGACAGUGCAGUUCUCGUCAAACCAAAGUAUUCUCCCUAACUUGUUGGGGGAGUUGACGGGCCGGUACUGGAUCGGUUUACAUCGGGUGACCAAGUGCCCGGACGCUGCUGCUGAGCUGAGGGGCUUCGCCUGGGUCACCGGGGGAAACAGAAGCGAAUCCACGCACUGGUCUGCGGCUUUUGACGGCGACUGUUCGUCUCCGCGCUGCGUCUCUGUGUCCAAAGAGGACGACUUUAAAUGGGUCCAGGAACCGUGCGCCGACAACCUACCCGGGUUCCUCUGCGAGCACGGCCCCGGUGACCCGUGCCAAGCCCUUACGGACGCGCCGGGAGAUUCCGUGACGUACACCCCUCCUGUGGGGGGUUCGGGCGAGGUUGUGUGGCCCCUUCCCCCCGGGAGCAUCGCUCUCCGGAUCACGGCCAAGACCAAGUACUUCUGCUUAGCUGGGAAGUGGCAGCCGGCGACCCGGAGCUGCAACACCCACGAGGGCGACUGCCAGGGCGGGUACAAGUCACGAGGCGGCCGGUGCGUCGACGUAGACGAGUGCGCGUCCGCGCCGUGCGAGCACUCGUGCGUGAACACUCCCGGCAGCUACGAGUGCAGCUGUUAUCCUGGAUAUAAGAAGGACGCCAACUAUCCGCAUAAGUGUGCGCUUUUCUGCGGGAAGGAGGAGUGCGCCGCCGAGUGCGACCCGAACAACCCCUUCCAGUGCUACUGCCCCGACGGGUACGUGGCGGACGAGCGGAGGGGGGGCACAGUCUGCUUAGACAUCGACGAGUGCUCUUCUGAUUAUUGCGACCACCUGUGCCGAAACACGUUCGGCAGCUACGUGUGCACGUGCUCUCCGGGGUACACGCUCGUCCACCAAUUCCAGUGCGUCAAAAACGAGGGGGGUCCGAGCGAAGAGCCGGAGGGCUCCGCGGAGGCCACGAGCCAGAGCUUUCCCACCACAACGGCGCGUCCAGAGCCGACGAGGCGGCCCCAGCGGGUGUCGGUGGGGGGUCUCGCGGGGAUCACGGUGUGCACCGUGCUCUUGAUUUUGCUGGUGUUGUUUGUGGUUCAUCGCGUCCUCAGCGGCAGGGCGCACGCGGAGAGCGGCGGCGCGCGCAAAGCCGCGCAGGACGAAGCGCACAGUUCGCAGCGGGUGACGAGGGACGCUUGAAGUUGUGAACGUGGGAAGAAACCCCCCCCUCCUCCAGAGACAAUAUGAUGGCCCUCACAAGUAGUGAGACAGGAUUGAUGCUACAGGAGACAAUGCCACUAUAAACGCACGAGACAACAGUAAUAGUUCACUCAAAUACGUUCCACUGGUCUCAUCAACACAAAUACACCAGACGCAAUGUUAUAAGAUAUGUCAAUAUGUUUUUUAAUGCUACUUUUGAGUGUUGAGUUGAAUGAAUGCUACCUCAUCCACCGGCAGACUGCCCCCACCUCGUGGAGUAAGAGGAGAAGUACAUUUAAUGAAUCCGUGUACACAGCCCGUGCCUUAAGGAAUCCCUUGUCACGUGGUAAGAUUGGGGAGUACCUCUACCAUGGAGAACGUGAAUAUACAGAUAUUUAGGGGGAAUAUUCAGAAGGAACAUAUGAAAAUGAUGGUUCGAUUACCUGUCAUUGUUGUGUGUGUAGUCCCAGUUGUUGUGCAGUUGCAGUUAUCAUAUUGCAAUACUAUUACUAUGUGAUGUACUAACAGCAGCGAUGUACUGUUUACAAUAGUAAUAGUAACAGAAGUAAAAGCAGUAUUGUGGCGAUAGUGGUGGUAGUAUGAGAAGGACCUGUAGUAAUUACACAACUAUUACUAAUUCUAAUGCUACUAGUAUCCUUCUUAGUUGUGGCAUGUAACUUGUAAUACAUUAGCUAAAAGAAAAGGGUUUAAGUCCAGUGUUGAGUUAGUCUACAGGCGGCAGUGGUAGUAGAAGACUUGCUAGGAGGAGAAGUAGCAGCCAGUGGUGGAAUGUUACAGAGUACAAUGACAAGUUACUUGUACUUUAAUAGAGCACGUUUUGCUUAUUCUUUAUGAUGUUGAUGACAUCCAUGAUCACCGCUACAAAAGAGCUCCACUUUAACCAGAGUCCGGUCUAAUAUAUAUUACAUUUUUUACAGUAUUGUACAUUUUCCAACAACAUUGUCAUUGCAUUUUUUUAAUUCACAGAACGUUUUACAAUGGAAAUUAAAUUAUUACUUUUACUUUGGGUCCUAUGGGUCCAUCAUUGGUAACAGUAUUAGUAAUAGUAACCAGGUAUUGUAGCAGUAGUCGGCCGGUAGUAGUAGCAGUAGUAGUAGUAUAAUAUUGUAAUUUUAAUAGGCUAGUAGUAUCGUUGCAGACAGAAGUAGAAGUAACAGUGUUGGUGAAGAGUUCACGUGAAAAAACAAGUUGCGAUGUUUCCAAAGAGGAAGCAGCCAAAAUCAGGUUAUUUUGUCACUUGGGAAAUUGCGCAAUGUUCUGUGUUUCGCUGAUGAGUGUCACGUGAUCCCUGGCAGGAAUGUUAUCGGUUCUGGGAGCGGACUUUUUUCAGGAAAGGGAGCAAUACACAAGGUACACAACACGGCAAGCCUCCACUUCGAAAUGCCAGCCCGCCCGUUAUUUUGUGAUGCGCGUGUAUACGCAGCAUUACGGUAGUAGCGUGAAAAAUCUGACUUCAAAAUAAGAGCAGUUCCGGUGGACGCGAUAGAACGUGUCACAUCCAUUCAGCAUGUUUGUAACUCAUAUAAAGAUGUGAUAAUACAUAAAAGAUAUAGUUAAAUAGAUAUGAUAUGUAUGAUAUAUGUUAUAUCAAUAACAACUUUAAACACACAUGGUAAUCAUUCCUGCAUGCAAACUGUAUUGAAGGAAAAUGUAAUUUUAAUUGUGUAAUAAAAAAUGCAUUCACACAGACCAGAGAAUACCAGGACAUUCUUUUGUAGAAUUUCAAAAGGAAAUCCCGUAAAAUGUCAUUCAUUAUGCCUUCUAAUUUCAGAUUUAUAUGCCUUCUAAUUUCAGAUUCAUAUAUAGAUAUAUAGUUCAGAUUACCGUGUGCACCAAAGGUGUCACUCGGGCAUAAUCAGGACAUUCUGAGGUAGCAUUUACAAACGAAACCCCUCAAAAUCGCAUUAAUAAACCAAAUUUGUCGAUAGUUGACUUCAGAUUAAUAUUACACUCCCUCAGAGUUCCACUCUUCAUGAACAUGAUAAUGUCUAACAUGUCAUGGAUGAGCUGUUAUGUUGAAGUCAGAGUUUACACGCUGCCGCCGUAAUGCCCAGUGUGGCCGCGCACCGAAGAACAACGUGCGCCGGCUCGUUGGGGUGGAGGCGGUUUGUCCGCAGCGACACAGAUGUUAAUUAUUGAUAGUGUUGUUCAGACGGCUAACAAGGAGACCAAAGAGCCUCCUUAUGAGACCCAGCUGGCCAAGU
This is a messenger RNA of Pungitius pungitius (ninespine stickleback), 4841 nucleotides long. RefSeq names its product thrombomodulin (gene thbd). Gene Ontology annotation, cellular component: external side of plasma membrane; membrane; extracellular matrix. Bases 1222 to 2616 code for a protein of 464 amino acids. Gene Ontology annotation, biological process: cell migration. The transcript has 2 exons. Gene Ontology annotation, molecular function: extracellular matrix binding; extracellular matrix protein binding; calcium ion binding. The record is from RefSeq and is a predicted model, not a curated record. Lineage: Eukaryota; Metazoa; Chordata; Actinopteri; Perciformes; Gasterosteidae.